AUGGUUGUUCUCAAAUCUCUCACUAAUUCCCAAAACAUUACCUUAGAAUUUUUAACCGAGAUUGCUAAUAUUAAGUUAGUUGAAGAAGUUGUUAUCUCUUUUCAUGGUCUCUCCCAAGACCCUCUUACUAAAAAUUAUGUGAUGGCUUAUCCUUAUCCAAGCACGAAUGAGUUAGAUUUAUCUUUAAAAAUAUGUAAUGAUGCUGACCCUGCCCAGAGACCCAGUGCUGGGAAUUUGAACGGGAUUGUUGGUAGUUGGAAUGAUGAAGUUAGAGACAAAAAAAACGCUCCUUUCUACCAACAAUACCAAUCCCUAGAACAAGAAUACAACCUUUUCUCCCAAAACACUCCUUACCAAAUCCAUCCCACAGCCAUUACUACUAGUAAACCAAUAAAUACUAAACAAAUCACUCAAUUAUUAGCCUCUAAGGAUUUAGAACUAAACCUAGAUAAUCUUAACAUUCAAGAAGAACCAGAACAAACAUCCCAAAUAGAAAUUCCUCCUAAAAACAACUAA
Molecule: messenger RNA, 516 nt
Organism: Scutellospora calospora
Lineage: Eukaryota; Fungi; Glomeromycota; Glomeromycetes; Diversisporales; Gigasporaceae
Source: the annotation of a GenBank genome assembly